Messenger RNA from Trematosphaeria pertusa, 204 nucleotides. RefSeq lists its product as uncharacterized. The transcript has 2 exons. NCBI's taxonomy places the organism in Eukaryota, Fungi, Ascomycota, Dothideomycetes, Pleosporales, Trematosphaeriaceae. Bases 1 to 204 code for a protein of 67 amino acids. The record is from RefSeq and is a predicted model, not a curated record.
AUGGACGAAAUCCAUGCCAUGCCCCCAUGGAGAAAAUCCAUGACCUUCCCCCAUUAUCCAUAUCUGCCCAUUGGGCUGGACUACAGCUUUGCUGGCGAUGAGUACCAACUGCCAUUGCCUAUGCUCUUCAAUGCCUCCUUCUCGUCCAUGCUCCCAUUCCCCAUUUGUGUCGACGUUGGCUACAUCUUCCUCAUCAGGCCCUGA